Oryzias melastigma (Indian medaka) is the source of this 2066-nucleotide messenger RNA. RefSeq names its product GA binding protein transcription factor subunit alpha (gene gabpa). Gene Ontology annotation, biological process: regulation of transcription by RNA polymerase II; cell differentiation. The record is from RefSeq and is a predicted model, not a curated record. The transcript is spliced from 10 exons. Bases 356 to 1678 code for a protein of 440 amino acids. Lineage: Eukaryota; Metazoa; Chordata; Actinopteri; Beloniformes; Adrianichthyidae. Gene Ontology annotation, molecular function: DNA-binding transcription factor activity, RNA polymerase II-specific; sequence-specific DNA binding. Gene Ontology annotation, cellular component: nucleus.
UAUUUUGGAUAAAUUGUAGGGUUUUGAACGAACAUGAUCACGUUGAGACUUCAUUUACGGCGGGGCUCACUCUUCCCGCUAUUUUUCAGCCUAGCUAGCGAUGCUAACUCCCCUAGCUAGCUGCUAAUUACUAGUACGUUUGCUGGGAAGAGGCCGCCCACUUCCCAACCAGAAACACUUGUGGUAUUUGUUACUUUAUACUAAUGCUGAGCUGACUCCGUCGUCUUGUAGACUCAUCGGAAAACAAAGGAGCGUGUUGUUUUCAGGAGUAAACGCUGCUAAAGAUCAAGCUAACCACAGAAAAGGCUGCAUCUGACAACCACCGAUCCACAAACACGCAUUGUUUCGUGACAAAAUGGCUAAAAGUGAAGCAGAGGAGCUAAUAGAGAUCGAAAUAGAUGAACGAGAGAAGCAAGCAUGUUUGGAGGAAAGUGUGGAGGAGCAGACCAUCACAGCAUCAGAUUUGAUUCAGCAAGACAUCGACAUCAACGAGCCAGUUGGAAAUUUGAAGAAGCUUUUGGAGCCUCGCAUCCAAAUCUCUCUAGAUGCUUAUGAUAUCUGCUUGCAGGACAUCCAGCUCCAUCCAGAUCACAGCCUCUUUGAUCAGGGGGUGAAGACGGACGGCACAGUGCAGCUCAGUUUGCAGAUUAUUACGAAACCAGGAGAGGAGAAGCUGAACAUCUUGGAAAUUGUGAAGCCCGUUGAGACGGUAGAGGUGGUGAUUGACCCAGAUGCAGCAGGAGAGGAAGGAGCCAUGGUGGAGGAGGGACACCUCAUCGCCGUCGACAGGUCUUCCCUGACAGACGAGACGUCCGAGCAGGUCACACGCUGGGCUGCGGCCCUCGAGGGUUACCGCAAGGAGCAGGUCCGCCUCGGCAUACCAUACGACCCCAUGCUGUGGACGGCAGAUCAGGUGAUCCACUGGGCUGUGUGGGUGAUGAAGGAGUUUAACAUUGAGGAGAUGGAAAUAGGCAGCAUUCACAUUCCGGGACAAGAUCUGUGCAGUUUCAACCAAGAAGAGUUCCUUCAGAAAGUUCCUAACGGAGAGAUUCUGUGGAGCCACCUGGAGCUCCUGCGCAAAUACGUGUUGGCCAGUCAAGACCAGUCUGGAGGUGAUGCCACUGUUACCAUCGACCAACCUGUACAGAUAAUCCCCGCUCAAGUGAGCACACCCACCGCAAUAAAGGUCCUGAAGCAGAACCGCGGGCCCAGAGCGCCGCGCAUUUCAGGAGAGGAACGCAGUUCCCCCGGCAACCGCACAGGCAACAACGGUCAGAUCCAGCUGUGGCAGUUCCUCCUGGAGCUGCUGACGGACAAAGACGCCAGAGACUGCAUCUCCUGGGUGGGAGAGGAGGGGGAGUUCAAGCUCAACCAGCCGGAGCUGGUUGCUCAGAAAUGGGGCCAGCGCAAGAACAAGCCGACCAUGAACUACGAGAAGCUCAGCAGAGCCCUCAGGUAUUACUACGACGGCGACAUGAUUUGCAAGGUCCAGGGCAAGCGCUUCGUCUACAAGUUUGUGUGUGACUUACGGACUCUGAUCGGCUACAGCGCGGCUGAGCUCAACAACCUGGUGACGGAAUGCGAGCAGAAGAAAGUGGCGCGCCUGCAGAUGCACGGCAUCGGGCAGCCCAUCACCACGGUGACCCUGGCCACAGCCACGCUGGACAAGGAGAGCUGAGAGGACACUGUUGGGUUUUAGACACAAAAACUGCACAGCUGACUCCCUGAUCACCGGGGGGGGCAGCUUUUUUUUUUUAGAAUCGUCUUCGUAGUUUCAAUCGACUGAAAGUUGGGACUGGAUUCUUCAGCUUUCCUCCAAAUCUACCCAGAAGGCUGUUGAAGAUGAGUGCUGGUGUGCCUGCAACCCAGUUUCUUUUGUAGAGCUGAAGACUUUUCACUGUACAUAAUGAUACUCCCAUGUUUUUCAUAGCCACGGGGGCGCGUGUAUUUUCAUAUUUUCCCAUUUCUAGAGAAUUCCUUUUUGUAUUUUAUUCCAGUGACUUGCUCCCAAAAACCCUGUCCACCCCGGGAGGGGCAAAUAAACCCAUUUACUUUGUUUUUCUAAA